UCGAAAUCUGGUGGUUGGGGGAAAAUGGCUUCAGGUGGAGGAGAUGAUAAUAAUCAGGAUAUUCCGCCUAACGAGGACGAGAGAACUGUAUUCCAAGAUACUGAAGGGAUUUUCAGACAUUUUAUGUUCCAACGCUUUCAGGAUGAGACACAAAGAGGGGAAGAACAUGGUGAUAUGGAUAGUCCCUCGGCUAGCGCACGUCCCGACGCACUGGAAGAAUUGCGUUCUUGCAAUGAUAUCCAUCCAUUUUCACAGCAUGUACCGGUUAUUGGUAGACGCCUAGGAGAGAUAGGUGAUGAAAUAGAUGCUAAAUACAAAGAUCAAUUCAAGGAUAUGAUAGACUCAUUAAGCCUAACACCAGCAACGGCUUACGAGACAUUUGCCGCAGUCGCUCGGAGGUUGUUUCGUACGGGAAUAAAUUGGGGAAGAGUCGUUGCUCUACUUUGCUUUGGCUACGAAAUUGCUGUGACUGUCAUACGCAGAGGCUUUAGUGGAAGUUUUUUACGUAGAAUCAUACGUUUUGUGGUGGAUUUUAUCUUCAACGAGCGGAUUGCUCGCUGGAUUGCUCAGCAUGGAGGAUGGCAUUGAACCCUUUCACUCUCAAGAUCCCAGUGUUAAUUCUCUUUACUCUCUGUCAUGCAGUUCUUAUAAUGUAAGUUUGGAGAAUUUAGCAUUUGAUUGAGUACUCAUCCCCUACUUGACAUUUUUCUUUAUUCUUGUCACUCGACUGCUUGAUAUUGUAUUGAUAUUGUAAGGAGAAAUUCUGUGUUGGUCACUCAUGGAAGUUAAGCACUGUAAAGGGUUAAAUAGAGGCAUAGUGAGAAGCCCCAGUGAUCUUUGUGCAAUGAUUCAGGUGUGUUUUCCUUUAAACCCCUUUCAUUUAAGUGAUUAAUGAUUCAGGUGUGUAUUCGGAAAACUCAGAUUCUCAUAGGAAUUAAUUUGAACUUACCAUCUCCUUUUCUUUUUACCCCCCAUGCAUUGUAAAUAGGCUGAGUGGAACAACAAUCUUGCUUCUUGCUUUUGUACAAAUAGUUUUUCACCUCUUCAGUCACUAGCUUAAAGCUGUGCUCUUAGAAGCAUUACUUGGUACCUGUGCAAGGUAAUUUUGCAGAAACUAGGGGUGCCUAGAUCAUUUCCAUAAAAGCAAAGACAUACAAGUUGCCUAAAGGCAAACAUUAGUUGCCUAAAGGCAAACAUUAGUUGCCUGCAAGUAGCAUCCAAGUUAUGCAAUACCACUAUUGCAAUAGAUAGUGCUAGUUUAAUCUUAAUUGGUGUCCUUUUCAAAAGUGGGCUCAGUCACAUUGUGUUUGGAAUUUUUCCCAACCUGAAAGUUCAAACUGACAGAUCAAGUAAUGAAAGUUUGUAUUUGAUCAAUAGAGGCUGAGCUGAAACUAAGUGUCAGUGGUCUGAAGUCAGAUCAAAUGUCUCAAGAAAUCUUAACUAUGUGCUUGCCUAACAAAUUUUUCACCAAAUUUUAGUGAAAUGGGGGGCAAGAAAUAGAAGUAAUUUUUUGGUACCAACAACAUCAUUCCAAAAUAAUGACAUAGGAAAUUGUUUGUAGCCCAGUUGUUUGGGCUGAAACAACCCAAAAUUGUGACAGCCCACUUCAGGUUUUCAAUAUUUUUACUGAUGGUGCAUAUGAUUGAUCUACUAUACUCUUAAACUUUUCUUAGAAGGGAACUGCUGGACAGUGCUGAAUUACAAUGAUAUCAAGGAUGUUAAUGAUUUGUGAAAUUACUGCAAGGAUUUUUGUUGAAAGAAGAAACUGAUAAGUCGAUAACCUUGGUUGGUACUUUUGCAAAAUAACAUGAUUAUAUGAAAUGUUAAUUAUUUAUUGAAAGUCCUGAGCAAUAUGGAAAUUUUACUGUCUUAAGUUAAAAAUACUUGCACACCAGUUUGAGUGUCAGUUGAGAAGAAAGUGAAAUAUUAGGGCCUCAUUCAUAUCUGUUGUGCACUUUUCUGAAAAUUCUAAAAUUUCUAAACUCACAAGUUGAGCAGAUUUUGUUUUAACUGGUGUGAAAGAAAAUUUAAAAGCAACUCCAUCAGUAAGCAAAUGCAACAUUUUGCUCAGGCCAAAACAUUUCAGCAGCAGUCAAAACAAGCACUGAAAACAAAGAUCAAAAGCAAAAUGGGCAUCAUUUGUAAAGUUUGUUAUUCUUAAACUGUGAUUUUGAACUCCAAAACAAAUUAAAGUAUUAGAUUUAUUAAUUUUAAUUUUCAGUGUGUGAUUCAGGGGUGCAAUUUGUUCCUUGAAUUGUUUUGUAACUUAAAAUUAUGUAAGGUUGUAAAGUAUCAAAUAUUUUUUUCAUUUAAUUAAUUUUUAUUGUUUUCACUCUCUUUUUGCUUCUGCCAAUUAGGAAAGUAAGGUAGUUUGAGAAGCUCAAAGCUGACAAAGUUACUAUUGUUAUUAUCGAAUAAACCAUUGAUUUGUACUUGUCUUCAAAA
Molecule: messenger RNA, 2445 nt
Organism: Stylophora pistillata
Lineage: Eukaryota; Metazoa; Cnidaria; Anthozoa; Scleractinia; Pocilloporidae
Product: bcl-2 homologous antagonist/killer
Biological process (GO): extrinsic apoptotic signaling pathway in absence of ligand; intrinsic apoptotic signaling pathway in response to DNA damage; release of cytochrome c from mitochondria
Cellular component (GO): mitochondrial outer membrane
Molecular function (GO): porin activity; BH domain binding
Source: RefSeq, a predicted model, not a curated record